AUGAGCGAGUUCACCGAAGCCAACCGCAAACACUUUGACAAAGUCGCCUCUAACCACCAAAAUGACUUCGGCGACCUCAUCAACAGCACCAUCACCGAACUCAAUACCCGCCGCAAAUGGAUCAGUUCUAAAUUAGCUGAUUCAGACCCAGCAGACGACGUCCGUCUGCUCGAUUAUGCCUGUGGCGCGGGGACAGUCUCCAAGGCUCUAGCGUCUUAUACAUCCUGUACAAUCGGCCUGGAUCUAUCCAAAAACAUGGUCGCGGAGUACAACAAAGCCGCGGAAGCAGGGCUUGGACCUGAUCGCAUGCAAGGGUACCAAUAUGACAUCCUCUCGCCGGACACAACAUCCCCUCCCGGCGGAUCGCUGGUGCCCUUUGACGUAGUAGUCACAAGCAUGGCAUUACACCACGUCGCCGAUCCAGACCAGCUACUGCAGGCGUUCAGUGAGCUGCUCAAGCCCGGCGGAGUGUGUGUUGUGGUUGAUAUGGUCCCGGGGUCUGCUUUUCAUGAGGGCAACGAGGAGAAGUUUGAUUCUGAUAUAUCAGAAGCCCUGCAGCCUGAACAACGGGAAGUGUUCAAUACGAUUGGGAAGCAUGGAUUUGACGAGGGGGAGACGAGGGCUUUGUAUGAGGGUGCCGGGAUAGGGACGGGAUUUGAGUAUGUAGUCUUUGACAAGCCAUUUCGGUUUACGAUGUUUGGUGAGAGGUUUGGGACGACGGGAUUUAUUGCGAGAGACGUGAAGGCUUGA
This is a messenger RNA of Penicillium antarcticum, 750 nucleotides long. Its product is annotated as class I SAM-dependent methyltransferase. The transcript is spliced from 3 exons. Bases 1 to 750 code for a protein of 249 amino acids. The record is from RefSeq and is a predicted model, not a curated record. Lineage: Eukaryota; Fungi; Ascomycota; Eurotiomycetes; Eurotiales; Aspergillaceae.